UUUCAUUUUACCUUAGCACCGAAGUAACCAGGGCAACGGCCGCUUCUAUUUGAAGCCAAAUCUAGUAACGUACGUAGCGGGCUAUUCUGCUUAGUUCCAUUUCUGAUUCGGCGUGCAAAAGCAAAGGAUAUCGAACCUGUUUUUGCAAAUCAAUCUCAGGCGUAGUAAAAACCAAUUACUAUCAGGCACAAUCAGUCGGUGAACGUGAAACUGCAAUGAAUACUUCGCAGGGACAGUUUGGUGCGGCUGAAAGAAUAUCAAAAUACUCCGGCAUGGCAACGUUCCCAAGAAAGCCAGUAUCACGAAUAAUGAAAAACCAAGCUGAACGUGUAGAACCAGAUAACGGGAUCAAGGCACCACGAGUAAGGAAAAUCGAAACUGUUCCUUUAGAGCCUAAAAGAGGGAUAAACGCCGCGUCUGUUCCGCAAAUAACGAAAGGUCGGGUUGAACUGAAACUUGGUGCCAAAUACCACUCACAGCAACCAACACCAGAUUCGACAUCGAAGCCACUAGAGCAACCACAGCAACGACAGGAUCCGCAGCAACAGACCAAUGCGCAAGAGAAGGAACAAUUGAAGAACAACAGUGACAUGAUGGCCGUUACACCUUUGUUACCAUCACUCAACGAUAGUUUGGGCCAUGUUCGCGGAGAUACCCUUGCUGCAAGACAGUCGUUCCAUACAGAGGUGGAUCAUCAGAUUGAAACUUUGCGGUCAAAGAUCGCAUCCAUUGCGGAGCAGGCGGAGCAGGGACAAAACCGUAUCGAUUUAGAAAAAGCGAAAGCUGAACGACAGAAAAUGGAUGAGCACUUAUUGAAAACCAUUAGCAUGGAAAGUGUGUUGGAAGAGUUUACUCAAAUGAAUGAGCAAUUUUUAAAGGAGUGGAAUGAAAUCGGUAAGAAAGGUUUUCAAUCCUAA
Messenger RNA from Anopheles aquasalis, 917 nucleotides. RefSeq lists its product as uncharacterized. Lineage: Eukaryota; Metazoa; Arthropoda; Insecta; Diptera; Culicidae. The record is from RefSeq and is a predicted model, not a curated record.